AAAUAGAAUAAGUCAAUUAGGAAAAACUGCCAGAACAGAAAUGUCUUGAAUGACUCAUUUGAAAAAAGCUGCUUGAGAAUAAGGAAAAUACUAUUAUUCAAUAUGCUAAUUUGUUUACACAGAAGAAUUGAGCAAGAGGGACAUCACCAAUGCACACUGGAUUUAAGACCUCUCUGCCCACUAACACCAAAGCCAGGAGAGAUACCAACUACUGAAUUUCAGCUGGAGAAAGGACACAGCACAAUGAAGCUUUUCAUAGGCAUUCUUUUCUGUACCUUGAUCAUGGGAGUCACUGGUGAAAGCUGGUAUUCAUUCUUCAAGGAGGCUGUGCAAGGGGCUUCGGACUUGUGGAGAGCCUACUGGGACAUGAGAGAUGCCAAUGUCCAGAAUUCAGGCAGAUACUUCCGCGCUCGAGGGAACUACGAGGCUGCUCAAAGGGGCCCUGGCGGUGUCUGGGCUGCAAAAAUCAUCAGGAUGAACCUUUUCACGGGCAUCAUUUUCUGCUUCCUGAUCCUGGGCGUCAGCAGCCGGGGAUGGGGGACAUUCCUCAAGGAAGCUGGUCAAGGGGCUAAAGACAUGUGGAGAGCCUACUCUGACAUGAAAGAAGCCAACUACAAGGGUGCAGACAAAUACUUCCACGCCCGCGGAAACUAUGACGCUGCCCGAAGGGGACCGGGGGGCGCCUGGGCUGCUAAAGUGAUCAGUAACGCCAGAGAGACUAUUCAGGGAAUCACAGACCCUCUGCGUAAGGGUAUGACUAGGGACCAGGUACGGGAGGACUCGAAGGCUGACCAGUUUGCCAACGAAUGGGGCCGGAGUGGCAAAGACCCCAACCACUUCAGACCUGCUGGCCUGCCUGACAAGUACUGAGCUGCCUCUCCCUCUGCUCAGGAGACAGGGCUGUGAGUCCCCAAGGGCAGGGACACUGACCUAGAGAGUUCUCUGUCCUCAGAAGGAAGCAGAUCUAAUAAAUGCUCAAGAGAUGGAA
Molecule: messenger RNA, 988 nt
Organism: Bubalus bubalis (water buffalo)
Lineage: Eukaryota; Metazoa; Chordata; Mammalia; Artiodactyla; Bovidae
Product: serum amyloid A-4 protein
Exons: 6
Coding region: 103-870 (255 amino acids)
Cellular component (GO): extracellular region
Source: RefSeq, a predicted model, not a curated record